This is a messenger RNA of Nylanderia fulva, 876 nucleotides long. RefSeq names its product density-regulated protein (gene DENR). Lineage: Eukaryota; Metazoa; Arthropoda; Insecta; Hymenoptera; Formicidae. The record is from RefSeq and is a predicted model, not a curated record. Gene Ontology annotation, molecular function: translation initiation factor activity; mRNA binding. Gene Ontology annotation, biological process: formation of translation preinitiation complex; translation reinitiation.
CUCCAACAUCAAUUCGGAGUUUGGCCGACCGACCUGUCGACCCUUAACCUUAAAACGCGCGCAGUGCGACAUAUUCGAUAGUAGUUGACAGUAUUAUAAAAUUAGCGAAAUCGCGUUUCCAGGAUACGACAAAAAAUUCAUUAGCUAUUCCUGGUGGAAUUCUAUCCUGAUUCAGUCGUGAUCUGAGAUUCGACUUCGCAAGAAUGUUAGCGGAAGAACAACCGGAAUUUCGAUUAGGACCCGAUCCGAAUGUUACUUAUCCGAUUCAGGUCCAAUAUUGCGGAAAUUGCUCGCUACCUAUCGAGUAUUGCGAAUAUUAUCCUGAGUACGAUAAGUGCAAGCAAUGGUUGGAGAGGAAUCUACCUACUGAAUUUGAGAGAAUGAAAUUAGCUACAGAGGAUGGUUCCACGGAAGCUGGUGGAGGAGAGGACGAGAAAAAGCGACAAAAGCGAGGUGGCAAGGGUAUGUUGAAAACUAAAAAGAAGGAAGACAUACCACGAUUAAUAACAGUUUCUAGAGCACCUAGAGGAAAGAAGAAAUCUGUCACAGUUGUAACUGGCCUCAGCACUUUUGAUAUAGAUUUGAAGGUAGCAGCAAAGUUCUUUGGCAGUAAAUUUGCUUGUGGGUCCAGUGUGACCGGAGAUGAUGAAAUUGUCAUACAAGGAGAUGUCAAGGAUGAUCUCUUCGAAGUCAUACCAGACAAAUGGCCACAAAUUGAUGAAGAUUCUAUAGAUGAUCUUGGAGAUCAAAAGAGAUAAGGCUACAGAUACUAUGUACGCACAAUUGUAUUUAAUAUACUAUUUCCAGUCAUGUUUUAUUAUAAAAUAAAAUGUACAUAUAAAAUAUAUUUAAAUAAGAGUUAUGUUAAGAUCUAGA